Messenger RNA from Cercocebus atys (sooty mangabey), 2093 nucleotides. RefSeq names its product cell growth regulator with RING finger domain protein 1-like. NCBI's taxonomy places the organism in Eukaryota, Metazoa, Chordata, Mammalia, Primates, Cercopithecidae. The record is from RefSeq and is a predicted model, not a curated record. The transcript has 2 exons. Gene Ontology annotation, biological process: negative regulation of cell growth.
ACUCAAAAAAAAAAAAAAAAAAAAAAAAGGUUGAUUAAAAUGAACGUCAGAAUUUAAAACCUUUUACUUCAAAAGACACUAUUCAGAAAAUGAGAAGACCAAGCCAAAUAUUUGAAGAAAGUGUUUGCAAAACAUACAUGAUUAAGGAUUGAAUCCAGAAUAUGCAAUUAGAACUUAUACCAAAACAACCAGUUUUUAGAAGGGCAGAAGAUUUGAACAGAUUUCACUAAAGAAGAUGUAUGGAUGGCAAACAAGCACAUGAAGGGUUGUUCACUGUCGUUAGAUAUUGAAGCCACAGUGAAAUACCACUGAUGAAUCCUCUAAAUUAGCUAAAAUAAAAAAGAGAUUGUCUUAAGUGUUGGUGAGAUGUGAUGAAACUAGAAACCUCAUACAUUGCUGCUAGGAAUAUAAAAUUGUAUAGCCCCUUGGGAAAAGUUUUGCAGUUUCUUAAAAAGUCAAACAUGUCGGGCUGGGCUGGGCUGGGCUACGCGGCUUGAGCCUGGCUUUAUCCAGAGCGAAAGACCCUGAUGGCUGCGGUGUUUCUGGUAAUGCUUUAUGAAUACUCACCGUUUUUCUAUAUCGCGGUGGUCUUUACCUGCUUCGUCGUGACUACCGGUCUGGUAUUGGGAUGGUUUGGUUGGGAUGUUCCAGUAAUUCUGAGAACUUCAGAAGAGACCCAGUUCAGCACAAGAGUUUUCAAAAAGCAAAUGAGACAAGUCAAGAAUCCUUUUGGCUUAGAGAUCACUAAUCCAUCUUCAGCUUCAAUUACAACUGGCAUAACCUUGACAACAGAUUGCCUUGAAGAUAGUCUCCUUACAUGCUACUGGGGGUGCAGUGUUCAAAAAUUAUAUGAAGCUCUGCAGAAGCAUGUUUAUUGCUUCAGAAUAAGCACUCCCCAAGCAUUAGAAGAUGCUCUGUAUAGUUAAUAUCUCUAUCAGGAACAGUAUUUUAUUAAAAAGGAUAGCAAAGAAGAAAUAUAUUGCCGGUUACCAAGAGAUAAUAAAAUUGAAGACUUUGGCACAGUGCCCACAUCUCGCUAUCCAUUGGUAGCGCUAUUGACCUUAGCUGAUGAGGAUGACCGGGAAAUUUAUGAUAUUAUUUCCAUGGUGUCAGUGAUUCAUAUUCCUGAUAGGACUUAUAAACUAUCCUGCAGAAUAUUUUAUCAACAUUUACUCUUGGCUCGAGGUCAAUUUCAUGAUCUUAAGCAACUUUUCAUGUCUGCAAAUGAUAGUUUCACUCCCUCCAACUAUUCCUCUUCAGAAGAAAAAAACACAGACAGAAGUUUGUUGGAAAAGGUGAGACUCUUUAAAAGUGAAGUUGAGCCAUCGGAGAACAGCAAGGACUGUGUUGUUUGCCAGAAUGAGACUGUGAACUGGGCGCUCUUACCAUGCAUACACACCUGCCUGUGUGAUGGCUGCGUGAAGUAUUUUCAGCAGUGCCCAAUGUGCAGGCAGUUUGUUCAGGAAUCUUUUGCACUUUGCAGUCAAAAAGAGCAAGAUAAAGACAAACUGAAGACUCUUUGAAGACAUUGUAACACUGAAAAUUACACUUUCUACUAAAGAUGCAGAAAUUGAUGAUCUUGGAAUUCAUUGUAACAUGGAAUCUACAGUAUUGGCCAUCAAUGAAAAUUCUAUUUUAACUUCAUAUUUGUAUGGUACAUGGAUGAUAAAAAUUAAUUAUUCCUUUCUGCUUAGUGAGUGAAUACUGAAAUCCAUCUGUGUUGAUACAUAAACAUUCAUUCAACUCUUGAAAAGAAUCUAAGAGUUUGGCCUUUUAUUAGCUAGAUUUCCUCUCACGUUAAUUAGAAAAAUCAUUCUGAAAGGCAAUCCAUUGAAAAUUUGAGGAAGUUAAAGCCUUAAGAUCACUAAAUGUUUUACCUUUGAUGUAAUCUGGAGAGCAAUUAAGAAAAAACUUAAUUCUUCUUAAAGUAAUUGUGUGUUCCCUAGUUUAUACAAAGGAGUUGGAAUGAGCUUCUUUAAAUCUUUUCCUGAAAUACCAGUUUUUAUAAAUAUCCAUCUGUUUGGUUUCUAAUCUCCCUUAUAGUUACAUAAAUACAGGUCAUAGUUUUUAAAUACUCGUUCUUAAAUCAUAAA